GCUUGAUAGAGAGGCGGAAUUGCAGAGCUCACAGAAGGGGGGGUCACGAUGGGCCGUUUCCUGCCUCUGUAAACAGGUACGAGCUUAUUACGCUAUCAGAACGGAAUUAUGUAAUUCCGCCUCAGCAAUCGUUCCAAACUUGUCAUACUUAAAGUUGACUGACAGGGUUGUGAGGAGGAGUAUAUAAAGACGGGGACUCAGCCUUUGCCACUACCGUCAAAGUCCUGCCGGCGUUUUGUGGAUGUAGCGAAGUUAACCAAGUGGACUUUACAUUUUACGCACCGGGUUAUAGGAGUUAUUCGUUUUUUAUUACACUAUUCAUAUUUAUUAGAACAAUAUAUGUGUAAUUACCACCACUUAUUAUUGGAUAUCUAACGGAUUUUUUCAAAAGGGGAUUUGCACUUUCGUUUGGCGAUAUGAUACUCAGGAGAAGUCUCAACUUGCUGCCCAUUUUAUUACUUUGCUCCUCAGCGCUACCUCAAGAAGAUGGUGAAGUUACUAUGGAUGACGACACGACGUUUGACCUGUUUGAAAUUAGCGGUAUCACACGCAAGACUCUCGGCGCCAAGCAAUUCCGUGGUCAAGACACGGACAAUCCCGCCUACCGCUUUAUCCGCUUUGACCAUUUACCUUCUGUACGCGCACCUGUGCUUAAACAGAUGCUUCAGCAAAUACAGAACAACGAGGGCUUCGUGUUCGUAGCCAGCAUGCGCCAAGACCGCGGAUCCCGGGGAACACUCAUCGGAUUGGAAGGCGCAAAUGGCCAGCGUCAGUUUGAAAUCGUGUCCAAUGGUCGCGCGAACACGCUUGACCUUGUCUAUUGGGUUGACGGCUCCCAAAAUGUUGUGUCCUUCGAGGAAGUUGAUCUGUCUGACUCGCAGUGGAAGAAUAUCACGCUUCAUGUGCAUGGCGAAAACGCGAAUUUGUUUGUUGGCUGCAGUCUCAUUGAUAGCUUCAUCUUGGAUGAGCCAUUUUACGAGCACCUGCAGGCGGAGGGGAGCAGAAUGUUCGUGGCCAAGGGAACCAUCCGCGAAAACCACUUCAGGGGUUUACUGCAGAAUGUGCGCUUCAUGUUCGACACCUCAGUGGAUGACAUUCUCAGGAGCAAAGGGUGUGAAGUCACUAAACCAGACGAGGUCAACGCGGUGGUGAGUGAGAGCACAGAGGUGGUGGACACGAGUCCGUCCACAGCCAUCACCACCAACGUCAUCGGCCAGAAGACGGAGAAGGUUGGGGCGGAGAUGUGUGAGCGGUCCUGUGAGGAGCUCAGCGUCAUGUUCCAGGAGCUCAAAGGGCUACGUGUCGUCGUGGGGAACCUCAUCGACGGUCUGCAAAAAGUGACAGAGGAAAACACAGUGAUGAAGGAAGCCCUGGGGAAGAUGAAGAACUCCAAGGAGAAGCACAUGUGCUGGCAGGACGGACGACUGUUUGAAGAUAAGGAGGACUGGGUAGUGGACAGCUGUACGACUUGUACCUGCCAGGACUCGAAGAUCGUGUGUCACCAGAUCACCUGUCCUCCCGUGGCGUGCGCCAGUCCCUCCUUCAUCGACGGAGAGUGCUGCCCGGUCUGUCUGCCUAAAGACAGUGAGGAUGGCUGGUCCCUGUGGUCCGAAUGGACUGAGUGCACUGUGACCUGUGGGACCGGUACCCAGCAGAGGGGACGGUCAUGCGAUGCCACCAGUAACCCGUGUUCUGGUCCCUCCAUCCAGACCAGGAAAUGCAGUCUUGGAAAAUGUGACAGCCGAGUUCGUCAGGACGGUGGGUGGAGCCUCUGGUCGCCGUGGUCGUCCUGCUCAGUGACGUGUGGCGAGGGUCAGAUCACCAGGAUCCGCCACUGCAACGCCCCCACGCCACAGCUGGGGGGCAAAGACUGCGAGGGCCAGGGGAGGGAGACACAACGCUGCGAGGCGAAGCCCUGUCCCAUUGACGGUCGGUGGGGGCCAUGGUCACCAUGGGCGAUCUGCUCGGCAUCCUGUGGGGGCGGAGUUAGGGGCCGGACUCGUGUCUGUAACAGCCCAGAACCCCAGUAUGGAGGGAAGAAGUGUCCAGGGGAGGCCAUUGACAGUAACGCCUGCAACAAACAGGACUGCCCUAUCGAUGGCUGUCUAUCUAAUCCAUGUUUCGGAGGGGUGGAAUGUAACAGCGCCUCAGACGGAUCGUGGGAGUGCGGUCCCUGCCCUGUUGGUUUCCGUGGCAACGGAACCCACUGCGAAGAUGUCAACGAGUGCGACAUGGUGCCGGACGUCUGCUUCAGGGCUGGCGGAGCGCCGCGCUGCAUUAACACGGACCCGGGGUUCCACUGCCUCGUCUGCCCACCCCGCUACAAGGGAACCCAGCCCUUCGGCAUGGGGGUGGAGGCCGCCAAGAAGAACAAACAGGUAUGUGAGCCGGAGAACCCCUGCAAGGACAAGACCCACAACUGUCACCGUUCUGCUGAGUGCAUCUAUCUCAGCCACUUCAGUGACCCCAUGUAUAAGUGUGAGUGCCGGAUCGGCUACGCUGGGGACGGUUUCAUCUGUGGAGAGGACUCGGACUUGGACGGGUGGCCUAAUCAGAACCUCGUGUGUCGUGCCAACGCCACCUAUCACUGCAAGAAGGAUAAUUGCCCCAGCUUGCCUAACUCCGGACAAGAGGACUUUGACAAAGACGGUCAGGGCGAUGCUUGCGACACGGAUGAUGACAACGAUGGAAUCGUGGAUGAGAGAGACAACUGUCCCCUCCUGUACAACCCUCGUCAGUUUGACUUUGACAAGGACGAUGUUGGCGAUCGCUGUGACAACUGCCCGUAUGAACACAACCCCGCCCAGAUCGACACCGACCACAACGGAGAAGGAGACGCCUGCGCUGUUGACAUUGACGGAGACGAAAUCCUGAACGAGCAAGACAACUGCCCCUAUGUGUACAACACCGACCAGAAGGACACCGACAUGGAUGGAGUUGGUGACCAGUGUGAUAACUGCCCACUGCUACAUAAUCCUGACCAGGCUGAUACGGACAACGACCUUGUGGGAAACCAGUGCGAUAACAACCAGGACAUCGAUGAGGACGGUCACCAGAACAACCUGGACAACUGCCCUUACAUCGCCAACUCCAACCAGGCGGACCACGACCAGGACGGCAAGGGAGACGCCUGUGACUUUGAUGACGACAACGACGGUAUCCCUGACGACAAGGACAACUGUAGAUUGACGCCCAACAAAGAUCAACUGGACAGUGAUGGUGACGGUAGAGGCGACGCCUGCAAAGAUGACUUUGACAAUGACAACAUUCCGGACAUCUUUGAUGUGUGUCCGGAAAACAACGCUGUUAGCGUCACAAACUUCCGGAAGUUUCAGAUGGUGCACCUGGACCCCAAGGGAACCGCACAGAUCGACCCCAACUGGGUGGUCAGGCAUCAGGGCAAGGAGCUGGUACAGACGGUUAACUCCGACCCUGGCAUUGCUGUUGGCUUUGACGAGUUCAACGCGGUGGACUUUAGUGGGACGUUCUAUGUCAACACAGACCGGGACGACGACUAUGCAGGCUUUGUGUUUGGUUACCAGUCAAGCGGUCGCUUCUACGUGGUGAUGUGGAAGCAGAUCACCCAGACCUACUGGGAAGACAAACCCUCCAAGGCCUUUGGGAUCUCUGGUGUCUCCCUCAAGGUGGUCAACUCCUCUACUGGCUCGGGCGAGAACCUGCGAAAUGCCCUGUGGCACACAGGCAACACUAAAGAUCAGGUCCGAACUCUCUGGCACGAUCCAAAGAACAUUGGCUGGAAGGAUUACACUGCCUACAGGUGGCACCUAAUCCACAGACCAAAGACUGGUUUCAUCAGGGUUGUGGUUUAUGAAGGGAAACAGAUCUUGGCAGAUUCAGGACCAGUGUAUGACAAGACAUAUGCUGGCGGACGGUUAGGCCUGUUUGUCUUCUCCCAGGAACUGGUGUUCUUCUCCGAUCUCAAAUACGAGUGCAGAGAUGAGCCAGAGUUUCCAACUGUGUAGUCCAUCAGAUAACUGAAAACUUCAAAUGGCUGAAGAACCGGAAACUGACAGCAUGAUCACCAGUCAUUUGCUGAUUGGUUUCCAGCAAUGAAAUGGAGCUUCAGCUUGGCCCCCUCCAACGUUUUUAUCUUCUAACAUUCCAUUGAAGGGGCGGCCAUGGGCUUGUGAGAAAAGACAUUUCCUUGUGAAGUGAAAACAGAUGAUAAGUGGACAGACGUAAAAGACCUUUUAAAAGGAAUCUAUAACUAACUGAUGUUGACAACAUAUUAUAGGGAUAUUUUGUACAACCACUUUUGUGCUUUACUCCAAAUUAUUUUCUUAACUUUCUACAGCUUCACAUUAAUGAAAGUAAAUACUCAAUUCUUGUUAUUCAGUAAACAUUGACAUUGUUCGUGAUGGAAAAGAUAGCAACUUGAGGCUGAGUACAAUGUACAGUAAAGGCAUCUAGGUUGCUCAGCAACUACAGGUCUCUGUAUUGACCACAGCAGUUUCAGGCAUGCAGUAAAAAAUUGGAUCAAUUUGAAUAUUAACUGCCAAAAAAUCUGCCGAACUUUGAAACGAUACAAAUGCACACUGAUCUAUGUUGCUAACUUGAAAGAAGUUAUAUUUUGUAUUGUUUAUUAUACCAUCCUGAAUGCAAUUCUGUUAAAAGGGUCUGAGUUACUAAUUUAAAAUGUUUGUCAAACUCCAAAAAGGUUGACUGUGACUCAUUUUAUAGCAUUUUAAAAUACUUUGGGAUAAAGAUGUUUAUACUAAGUUUGUAUUAUAAUUUCUUUCAUAAAUUAUUAUCGUGAGUUUAUGUUUUGAUCGAUUUUUGUUUGCUUUUUUUUUUGCGAUUGUAAAUAAUUUAUUUAUUUGUAUACACUGACGAAAUUUCACAAUUGAAGUACAACAGUAAAAAGUGCUGGAUAUCAGCAGAAAUAUUUCUCAAACAUCAGCAUAAAAAUACACUAUCACAAACUUUAUAAUAUGCAGUGUUUUGUCAUGUGUGACUGGAUGGGUAUGUUCGUCAAAUGCUCAUCAUGUUUGUCAAAUGGCCUUUUGUCGCUCAGAUAAACGAAACAAAAAUGUGGUGGUUUUGGACGAAGAGGGAAGUUGUAGUUUGGGUUAGUAGUAGCAUGCUAGAAAAGUCUGUGGGGCAAAACCUUUAGUGGUAAGGAAGUGAGGAUGAUGUAAGAAUGCUGCAGUCCAUCGACAUAAUGGUCGGAGUUUUUGGGGGGAUGGUUGUAGUAGCAGUAUGUGUGAGAAAGCAACAGUGAUUAUUAUGUAAAUGGUUCACAGCAUCCUUGACCUUGACAGCUGAAGCGCUGAGGUUUCCGUGCGUACGCCUGAUGUGACCGGGAGUUUUUCAGAUGGGACGCAAUGAAAACACUUAAAACUUUAUUUAAAUGUAAACGUGUCUUUCACUUGUCAACGAUAAAACAGAUGAGCAUGAGAACCUUUUUGUAUUGAGUGACCAAAAAAUUAAAACAGCCUUUCUAGAAUCUAUGUAAUCAAAUUAAAAGGUUCUUGUAACGUUUGGUUGAAUUAUAUGAAUCAAGGAUAUUUGCAAUGUAUAGCUUUUUAGUUGUCAUUAGUCUGUACAGCAUUUAUUGUUGUUGAUUAUAUUUUUUGUGGUUAAUACCUAGCUUUGUUAUAUUUUGAGGGUUUUUGCAAUGCACACAUUUUUUCUGGUAUUGGUUUGAUGUUAGAUCUACAUUUUCUAGAAAUAUACUUUUUUCCCCACUUAAGAGAUUCUCUUGUUUGAUAAAUAAAUUGUUUGU
Molecule: messenger RNA, 5746 nt
Organism: Esox lucius (northern pike)
Lineage: Eukaryota; Metazoa; Chordata; Actinopteri; Esociformes; Esocidae
Gene: thbs2a
Product: thrombospondin 2a
Exons: 23
Coding region: 417-3983 (1188 amino acids)
Biological process (GO): cell adhesion; negative regulation of angiogenesis
Cellular component (GO): extracellular region
Molecular function (GO): protein binding; calcium ion binding
Source: RefSeq, a predicted model, not a curated record